This is a messenger RNA of Argiope bruennichi, 1910 nucleotides long. Its product is annotated as zinc finger protein OZF-like. The transcript has 2 exons. NCBI's taxonomy places the organism in Eukaryota, Metazoa, Arthropoda, Arachnida, Araneae, Araneidae. The coding region runs from base 292 to 1806 and encodes 504 amino acids. Gene Ontology annotation, cellular component: nucleus. The record is from RefSeq and is a predicted model, not a curated record.
AAAUUAACUGUAAACCGCAGAGAUAUCUGGUGUCCAAACAUUGUAAAGGGUGAAAUAAUUACUUCGAAUUUUUAUUGAUCCGUUUGCGGCAAGAUAAAUUGCCUGAAAAUAAAAAUAAUUUUCGUUUUAACAGAAUGAAUCAUAAGUUGACAGGUGACUUGCUGCAGAUGACACGAUGCAGUGCAAAGAACUAUGUUUUUUCCAUUCGGAAUACAGGAGAACAACUUGCCUUUUUAUCUUUGACACGAUUUUAGCUUUUUAUUCAGUUGAAACCAUUUAAAAAUAGCAAGAAUGAAACCAGUUGAAGAACAAGACUAUUCUCAACACAUAUCACUAACAGAAGUUAGUGAUAUGUGUGCGAGUGCAAUGGAUACUGAUACUAACUCCCAAACUGUUGAACAAGAAUAUUCUCCACUCAUAUCACUAACGGAAGUUAGUGAUAUGUGUGUGAGUGCAAUGGAUACUGACACUAACUCCCAAACUGUAGCUCUCAGCGAUGAAAAUACAUUCUCUUGUAAUACUUGUGGAAAGAUCUUUUCACAAAAAAACUAUUUGAAAGUACAUCUCCGUACUCAUGUCAGUGAAAACGCUUUUAUUUGUGACGUAUGUAAGAAAACUUUUUCUCAGAAGAGAUAUUUAAGAAGACAUGUUUGUAUUCACACAAAUGAAGAAGUUUAUCCUUUCGAUGCAUUCGAUAAAGAAGGUUCUCUUGAUUUAAACAAACAAGGCUCUCUUGAUUUAAACAAUCAAGGUUCUCUUGAUUUAAACAAUCUAUGUCCUUCUCAAGCAAAAGAAAAACCGUAUUCUUGUAACCUGUGCAAUAAAACAUUUUCUCGGAAAAAUCAUUUAAAUAGACAUUAUCUUUAUCAUGCUGAAGUAAAACCAUAUUCUUGCGAAGUAUGCAAUAAAGGGUUUUAUGAGAAUAGUCUUUUAAAAGAGCAUUAUGGUACUCAUACAAAUGAAAAGCCUUAUUCGUGUGAGACAUGUGGUAAAAAGUUUUCUUUGAAACGUCAUUUAAGAGUUCAUUCUCGAAUUCAUACUAGUGAAAAACCUUAUUCUUGUGAAAUAUGCAAUAAACGGUUUUCUAAAAGGAGUAAAUUAAAUGAGCAUUCUCGUAUACAUACAAAUGAAAAACCAUAUUCUUGUGAUCUAUGCAAUAAAGAAUUUUCUCGGAAAGGACAUUUAAAUAGACAUUAUCUUUAUCACGCAGAAGAAAAGCCAUAUUCUUGUAAUAUAUGCAAUAAAGGGUUUUACCAGAAUAGUCAUUUAAAAGAGCAUUAUCGGACUCAUACGAACGAAAAGCCGUAUUCUUGUGAAAUAUGUGGUAAAAAGUUUUCUCAGAAAGGUCAUUUAAAUGUUCAUUCUCGAACUCAUACAAAAGAAAAGCCUUAUACUUGUGGAAUAUGCGGUAAAUCAUUUUCUCAGAAGAAUCAUUUGCGUACUCAUUAUGGAAUUCAUUCAAGUGAGAAACCAUUUUCUUGUCAUCUCUGCGAUAAAAAAUUUUCACAGAAAUAUGACUUAAACAGGCAUUCCCGUUAUCAUGCAAAAGAAAAACCAUACUCUUGCGAUCUAUGCAGUAAAAGUUACUAUGAAAAUGAACAUUUAAAACAACAUUAUCGAACUCAUACGAAUGAUAAACCUUUUUCUUGUGAUCUGUGUGGUAAAAGAUUCUAUCAAAAAUAUGAUUUAAAUGCACAUAUUCGUACCCAUACAAAACCAUUUGUUUGUGAUACUUGUGGUAAAAGAUUUUCUAGGAAAGGUUACCUGGAUAGACAUCUUAUUAGGCACAUAAAUGGAAAACUUUGACUCUCUGAUUUUAAAAAGAAAAAUUUUAUUCAAUAUUGAGAAUUUGCUUGUAUUAUGAAUAUUUAAUUGUACAUAUAAACAAAUAAAAUAAGUUUUUAUGGUAA